Messenger RNA from Cladocopium goreaui, 2820 nucleotides. The record is from the annotation of a GenBank genome assembly. NCBI's taxonomy places the organism in Eukaryota, Dinophyceae, Suessiales, Symbiodiniaceae.
AUGGCGGGCUUUUGCCCCCAGAACAAGGACCCAGGCUUCGGAGAAUUUGUGGGACAGGUAGAUGCGGUUCUACCCAGCGGCUGUUGUUUUGUGAAGUGCCAGGAGGUGAAGGACCUCUAUGACGUGGAUGCCUACGUUCACAGCAGCGUCGUUCAGCAAUGCUCCCUUCAACCUGGGGAAGAGAUUUGCUUCAACGUUCAUGUGAGCAGCGCUGGCAGACCACAGGUGUCAGCCCCAUGCUGGAAGAGAAGACAGGGCUUGAAGCGGCCUCUGACAGGGCAGGCUGGUGGAUUUGGCGGUAUCCAAGGCGCCAAUGGCGGGAAAAGCGUUGCGAAGGGACAAAGCGGUGCCUGGCAACGUCCAGGUGGUGAAGUGGUGAAGCAUUGCGUUACGACAUGUUACGACUCAACAUGCUUAUUGGUGCUCAACAUGGACAAUGAGCUGGAUGAACAGCUGGAUGAACAGCUGGAUGAGUCCUCGGCUCCGUUAUCUCCGGUGGACGGAGCCCUUGCAGCCGCAGGUGUCACGCCUGAGGAGCUCGCUUUGUGCAUCUCCGUGCUGUCGCGUCUGCAGGAGGCAGAAGAAACGGGGACGUUGGACCGCAACGCAGCCUGUUUGAGACCGCUGCGGAAGGCUUUGUCUCUCCACCUGCGGCAGAACUUCAGCCACCUGCCACAGAAAGAUGUCAUUGAUGACAAAGAGCGGAAGAGGUUGGAGAAGGAACGAAAGAGGGAACGAAGACAACGACAACUGGAAGCGGACAAACGGUGGAAGGAGAACGCGCAGCUUCGCGCUUCGCGACUUGCAAAACUUGAAGCCUUGGAAGGCUCAGCCGCUGAUUCGAUGCUGGCAGAUGGAGCUGAAGUCAGCCAGGCUCUGCAGGGGUCUCAACAGUCUCAACGGAUCCCAGAUGGACCUGCAGAUGUAGAGUAUCCAACGGUGCCAGAACUGAAAGAAGCCGAGGAAUCUGUGGAAUACCAGCGACAGCAGGCGUGUUACAUUUGUAAAGUUCGUUUCUCUGAAAGACAUCACUUCUAUUCCCAUCUGUGCCCAGCCUGCGCGGCCUUGAAUUUUGAAAAGCGAAAUCAAACCAGAGACAUGACAGGCCGUGUUUGUUUGGUGACUGGAGCACGGGUAAAGAUUGGGUUCCAAGUUGCAUUGAAAUUCCUGCGUAUGGGUGCACGAGUUCUGGUGACGAGUCGCUUUCCACGCGAUGCCCUUGGUCGCUAUGCGACUGAGACGGAUGCCGCUGAGUGGAUGGAUCGACUUCGAAUCAUCGGUGCAGAUUUUCGUUUCCUGGGUGGUGUUGAAGCCAUGUGCCACGAAUUGUGUCAGAAAGAGCCCUAUUUGGAUGUUAUUGUGAACAACGCGUGCCAAACCAUUCGCCGGCCAGCUGCAUACUAUGCGCAUUUGUUGGAGGGUGAAGCAGGGGCAGCGACCAAAGCAGUGACGGACUCAACAGCUCAAACGGCUCGAGCAGCUCAAGCCCUAGAUUUUUCUGGUGAUUCUGGUGGCUAUGCCGUGGAUCAAAGCAGCGCGGCUUUGUCACAGCUCGCCGUGUUGAGCGAGGACCGUAUGAGAGCAGAAGAAGUUGCCAUGGCCCUGCCCUCGGGGCAGCGUGAUGUGCAUGGGCAGCAGCUGGACCUUCGCAGCAGCAACAGCUGGUUGCUGAAGUUGGGAGAAAUUCAAAGCCCUGAGGCAGCAGAGGUUUUCUGCAUCAAUACCCUGGCUCCGUUCAUCAUCAACAGCACCUUGAGACCUUUGCUGGAAAGAUCCCCCAACCCAGAUAGAUACAUCGUGAAUGUCUCUGCCAUGGAGGGCAAGUUCUACCGAUACAAGCAGCCCACCCACCCACAUACGAACAUGGCCAAGGCCGCUCUCAGCAUGAUGACGCGCACAUGCGCGGAGGAUCUCGCAAUGAACAGCGGAGUCUAUAUGAAUAGUGUGGACACCGGCUGGAUCAACGAUGAGAAUCCGCUGCCCACAGCCCAACGAAUUGCUGAGAGCCACAACUUCCAGACACCCAUCGAUGAAAUCGAUGCAGCUGCUCGCAUUGUGGAUCCUGUGUUGGUUGGAAUGGGAUCCACGGGGUCCACGGUGGGUCGACCCAAAAAGCGCGGAGCCAUGGCGGGGGGGUUGACAGAUGGCUCUGAGGGUCCACCUUGGGGUUGGUUCCUGAAGGAUUACAUGCAGAGUGAGCCUUGUCUGAUUCCUGAUGAUCUCGAAGCGAGACAGCUCGAGACAGCUAGGCCGCUAGGCGUGUUGAAGCAAAAGAAGAGCUUGCAAACCAGCUGGCCGACAGGAUUCCAUGCCCGGCGUUUAGUGGAGAGCCUGAAUCCCUCAGGCCAGGGCAAGGGCAUGGGCAAUGGAAAUGCCGCCGUCCAAGCUAUGCAAAUGGCGGAGCCAGAUCAAGGCUUCCCGGUUGACGAUGCCGCCCAGUUCCUGAUCGGCACCAUAAAGAUUACCAAUUUCGAUCCCACUUCCCGCCCAGCAAAGGACUUCAGCUUGAUCGCAUGUCCAGAGACAGGGCUUCCGCAAGAUGUGUAUGUGCGUGGAGCAGUGGCAACCUCUCAGGCCUUUGCAGUUGGUGACAUGGUAGCUUUUGCCUAUCAUAUGACUGAAAAAGGCCCACAGGCAACUGCUGUUUUCAAGCUGGUGGGAUUUUUGCAAGCAGGAAGGGAGGUCCAAUUCCCCCCGUAUCAGGGCCUCAUCCACAGAGUUCUGCCGAAUGGAAACGGCUUCAUCAAGUGCGAUGCGAUCACGGCUGAAUACGGCCCCGCACUUGUUGGAGAACGGUGGAGAAAGUAUGAUUGCAGGUGA